GAUCUCAAGAGAAGGUGAUGCGGAGCAGGCGCGUUCCUUCUUUCUCUCUUCCACCACUGAAAGGGGUGCAGAAAUGUCUUCUCAGCUGCAGUGGAUGGUGAUCAGAAACUGCUCCAGUUUCCUCAUCAAGAGGAAUGGGCAGACCUACAGCACGGAACCCAACAACCUGAAGGCAAGAAACUCCUUCCGUUUCAAUGGACUCGUGCACAGGAAGACCGUAGGAGUGGAGCCUGCUGCCGAUGGGAAGGGAGUUGUUGUUGUUCUCAAGAAACGUGCAGGCCAGCGCAAACCGGUCUCUUCCUACGAGAGAAUCACCAUUAACAAGAACUCCCGCGCCACCCUCAGCAGCCUGCGGCACAUCAUCCGCAAGAACCGCUACAGGAGGGACCUGCGCAUGGCUGCCCUGCGUCGUGCGAGUGCCAUCCUGAAGAGCCAGAAGCCCGUGGUCGUCAAGAAGAAGCGUUCCAGGGCCACCAAGUCUGUCUGAGUUUCACAGGAACAGUGACAAUAAAGUUUGGAUUAACACACA
Molecule: messenger RNA, 529 nt
Organism: Brienomyrus brachyistius
Lineage: Eukaryota; Metazoa; Chordata; Actinopteri; Osteoglossiformes; Mormyridae
Gene: rpl28
Product: ribosomal protein L28
Exons: 5
Coding region: 74-487 (137 amino acids)
Biological process (GO): translation
Cellular component (GO): cytosolic large ribosomal subunit; ribosome
Molecular function (GO): structural constituent of ribosome
Source: RefSeq, a predicted model, not a curated record